GCACCGGGAAGACUGUUGUCGCACGCAUCGUUGGCGAGCUGCUGGUCGAAAUGGGUGUUAUCGAGAAGGAGGGCGACGAGACCGUCUUCCAUGAAGUCUCCAGGGCAGACCUUGUGGCGGAGUAUAAGGGUCAGACUGCGCCAAAGGUGAUUGGUGCUGUGGAGAAGGCUAUGGGCGGCGUCCUCUUUAUCGAUGAAGCCUAUUCUUUGAAGAAGGACUGA
Messenger RNA from Symbiodinium pilosum, 221 nucleotides. NCBI's taxonomy places the organism in Eukaryota, Dinophyceae, Suessiales, Symbiodiniaceae. The record is from the annotation of a GenBank genome assembly.